GCGCAUAUCUGCAUUACGUGAAACCUAAACGCUCUGCUAUGGCGGGGUUCGUUGCCGACUUGUGCAACGUUGAUCUCGUAUAGACGAGGUGCCUUUGUUCCUAUAAAACACUGGAUGCCCGACUCUCCGACAUUGUACUCCAGCCUGUGGUACCCUAGAAGAGGGAAGAGGUACCCUAGAAGAAGAAAAAGGUAUCCUAGAAAAGCCCCCCCAGGCAGGAAAAAGUAUGUGUAUUCUAUUACACCUCCUGAUAUCUCAUGGCCGUGUAUACAUCCAUUCACAUUUUUGUUGAAAACUUCUAUUCUCCUGCCAGAUCGUCAUGUUAGACUCUUCCGACUUUGAUGAUGACUCAUGCACGUCGACCCCGGGUUGCGGCAAGGCGGGCUGCGGCGAUGAGGGCGGCGCCGGCGAGGGCGGAAAUGUGCUCUUCACGAAUUCCUUGUUCGCGGGGCAGAAUAGAGGCUCGCUCGUGGUGCACAAACAAAAGAAACGCGCGGCAGAGGAACGUCGCGCGCGCCAUGCACAGGGCUCGCCCGCAGGAUCUUCCGCCGCGUACCGUCUGGAUUUAUACCUCGUCGACACUGAGGAAGCCUGAAGAGGAUACAGGCUUGUCGCCGCAGGAGUGGAAGCCAGGGGCUCGUUUACUCCCCCGAGGGGGGACUAUGAUGAGUCCGAUGAAAGAGCACUACCAAAGACAGGACAGCAAAGCCCAUCGACGCCAAAGAAGGGGAGCUAUCCGUCUGCACUGGGCUGAGAGCGCUGUUGGUCUGGUUAUCGGUUUCAUGGAGAUGUGGAGGGCCAUACAUAAAGGCCUUUGAAUCAAGCAGAUUCCGUAAAACCUUGACAUUAAUUGGUGUUUUCUUCGAAAAUAGGUUGGUUACAAA
Molecule: messenger RNA, 884 nt
Organism: Colletotrichum navitas
Lineage: Eukaryota; Fungi; Ascomycota; Sordariomycetes; Glomerellales; Glomerellaceae
Exons: 2
Coding region: 342-818 (158 amino acids)
Source: RefSeq, a predicted model, not a curated record